GGGGGGGUCUUGUCGCACAACAGUCUGUGGCUAAGACAGCACAUCAGAGGACACACUGUCGCCAGUCUUCCUCCGGCUGCCUGUUAAAAAAACUGACAGGAGGGAGAGUGAGUGCGAAAAUGGCGAUGGAUUACCUGCAAAAUGCCUUUGGGCAUGCUGCUAGCUACAGGAAUUACGCAAACACGGGGCAAAUACACAGGAGGCUUGGAUUGUCUAUGAAGUAGGUAGCCAGCAUAGAAACAUUCUUAGUUGACCUGAUAUAUAGACGAUUGAAGAAUUUCUCUACAUUUUGCGCGCCAUAGACUAGACCUUCGAACCUUACACGUGAUGUAACAGCGCGCAUGCGCAGGUUUCGUCAUGCAGCCUUUGGUGGUAAAAACUAUUGAGCAUGCAGAAGGGGACUAUGGUCUGUAUACCUGGCCCUGUGCUCCACAGUUGGCAUAUCUUAUACACACUCGCAGGGAGUUUGUCAAAGGAAAGCGUGUUUUGGAGCUUGGAGCAGGAACAGCAGUGCCAGGUAUCACGGCUGCCAAGGUCGGGGCACGCCUCACUACCCUCACAGACAGGGCCACCAGCCAGAGGCUCACGGCAGCCCUGAGGCAAACGUGUCAUCUGAAUCGAAUCCCUGACUCUCGUGUCCAGAUCCUCCCGCUCUCCUGGGGUGUCUUCUCCCCACAGCUCCUAGACCUGCCACCACAGGACAUACUACUUGCCUCAGACUGCUUCUAUGACUCCGCAGAUUUCGAAGAUAUCCUUGCGACAGUGAGCUAUUUCAUGGAUAAGAACCGACACUGCAAGUUUUGGACCAGUUACCAAGAAAGAAGUUCCAACCGCAGCUUGUGGGCUCUGUUGCAGAGAUGGGGGCUGAGGUGUGAGAUUAUACCAUUGGAAUCUGUACACGGAUCGUCAUUAUGGGUGAAAUUAGAGGGUCCUGGAGUCAGUAAACUAAACAGCCCACACACCCUACGUCUCUGGGAGAUAUCAAAACACUGCUAGCUGAGUGUCAGUAUUGUGUGUCGUUUCGUACAGACACGGGAACUGUUUGCAAAACAGACACACUUGCAUUGAUAUUAUUUGCCAAGAAGCGAUAAAAUUUCACACGUAU
Geodia barretti is the source of this 1105-nucleotide messenger RNA. Lineage: Eukaryota; Metazoa; Porifera; Demospongiae; Tetractinellida; Geodiidae. The record is from the annotation of a GenBank genome assembly.